Molecule: messenger RNA, 1623 nt
Organism: Telopea speciosissima
Lineage: Eukaryota; Viridiplantae; Streptophyta; Magnoliopsida; Proteales; Proteaceae
Product: SNF1-related protein kinase regulatory subunit beta-2
Exons: 5
Coding region: 516-1400 (294 amino acids)
Molecular function (GO): protein binding
Source: RefSeq, a predicted model, not a curated record
GGGAGAAGAGAAUUUCUCGUUUUUUCUCUCCCUCAGCGACCACAGAGAGACAUUCUAGAUUAUAAUUUAUUCAGCAAAUCAACUUCAUUAGGGAUUAGGUCACCGCAGGAUCUUCCAAACUCGUUGGAGAAUAAAAUCACCUCUUUUUCAUAGGUAAUGUAAGCCUUCUUAAAAACAAAAGCAAAACAAUAGGUUAGAUUGGAAAAGGAAAAAGGGAAGAAAAUCGAGACAAAAAGCUCUUUCCAAUUAUCAAAGCGAAAACUGUAAAAUCAAACUCCUUGCCUUUCAAUUAUUCCUGGGCUUUCUUGCUUUGGUUCAAUGCAAUUCAUAUAUUAUGGUUGUCUGAAAAACCCAUGCGCUUCGUCUAGUUUCGGGUUUUGGUUUAUAUCACCACUCACGAGAGAUGAAAAGUUUUCUAGCGAUAGGUUUGUUGGUUGAGUUAGUUUUCCCUGGUUUGUCUGGGUAAUAACAAAACAGUGGUUAGAUUCUGAGUUGGGUUUCUGUUCUUUGUUCUUAUGGGUAACGUUAGUGUUAGAGAAGUUGUUGGCAACCCAUCUGGAGUUGGGAUUAGUGAAGGUGACCAGUAUAUGGAGUCUUCACAGGUUGGGUUGCAAGAUGGUUACCAUGUUCAUGGGGGUUCUCCCAAGCUGAUGGGGCAGUCUCCUCCUAAUAGCCCUAUGGCGGCCAGUUCACCUUUGAUGUUCACUCCGCAGGUUCCGGUUUCUCCAUUACAGAGACCUGACGAGAUGCAGAUCCCAAGUUAUGCAUGGAUGCAAAAUACUGCCGAGUAUGAGGACAUGUUUUGUGAGAGAAGGAUACCGACCAUGAUCACAUGGGGCUAUGGUGGCAAAGAAGUAGCUGUUGAAGGAUCAUGGGAUAACUGGAAGACAAGAAAGCCCUUGCAAAGGUCAGGCAAGGAGUUCACUAUUGUAAAAGUGCUCCCGUCGGGUGUGUAUCAGUACAGGUUUAUUGUUGAUGGACAGUGGAGGUAUGCCCCUGACAUGCCAUGGGCCCAUGAUGAUAUGGGGAAUGCUUACAACAUUUUGGACGUGCAGGAUUAUGUUCCUGAAAACCUGCAUAGCAUUGCUGGCUUUGAACCUCCACAGUCCCCAGAUUCAAGCUAUGACAACAACUUGCCCCUUGUUCUGGAGGAUUGUGUGAAGGAGCCACCAUUAGUUCCUGCACAUCUACAAACGACGUCACUGAAUGUUUCCUCAUCCAACAUGGAUAGCCCUCCCUUUUCAAGACCCCAACAUGUGGUGCUUAACCAUCUGUUCAUGCAGAAAGGGAAUGGUGGCCAGUCUGUGGUUGCACUUGGUUCAACACACAGAUUUCUGUCAAAGUAUGUGACAGUGGUUGUCUAUAAGUCCCUAAAGAGGUACCCUGAUAAUGGCCAUUGAACUAUUUUUCUUUAGUGUAAAAAGUAAUUAUGAGUAGUAAGACAUUUCCUAGUGGCAAGAUAGACAGAAAAAAUAACCAACACAGCAAAAAAGAGGGAACUUAUUGCCUAUCUGCUUCUUUUUUGCUACAUCUUGGUGACUUCUUGAUUGAAUUUUUGUAAUAUUUUUUCACUUGCUUUAGAUAUAUAUUUAAAGAACCGGAAAAAUCUACUGAAUUUUAAGG